AUGCAGGCAGCAACCGCUUGUUCAGUGGAAGUACAACAGCAGUAUAUUGGUGCGUCGACUACUGCACUUGAAGGCUUGCCGUCUGCACUUCCCACGCCAUCUCCUUUCACCUUCAUUGCCAGCACUUUUCAAUAUCUACCAGCAGAAUCAGCAGAAUCAGCCCUACCAGAGGAAAAGGAAUCGGAUCGACCACGAAUCUUUCCAUCCGAUAUUCACUCGUACAAGGACUUCGAUUGGCAAGCGUCCUCCGACCAUGAUCAUCCCUUCACCAGCAAACAUUCUACCCACGGCAAGCUUGGGAAGUUCACUCUUAGCUCCCUAGCUGAAUGUUGGCACUCUGUGGACCGGAAAGCUCGUCUGUGGUUACAGUGGUGGAAAGAGAUCCUCGGUUUAUCAGCGGCACCUAGUUGUCACGCUGGCACCAGGCAAUGGACAGAGGACGUUCCUAAUCAUAACGAUGAUUCCUCGUGGCAAUAUGUACGUCCAGACGCCAAAAUCAGACCCGGUGCCUUCAACAACGAUACGAAUGUUCUUUCGCAUAUUCCUCAAUAUGUCAUGGACUAUGCCCCUUUAGUUCACCUAUAUUCGAAUGAAGAAUACUGGCCUUGUGAUAUGGGUGAGCAUCUGUACCACAUUACCCCAAAGCUCAACUAUACACCCGUUCAGUCGAGCUUGCAACAUCUGCAACUCGAUAACUUGAGUGCACUGAACCGAUGGGAAUACGGCAGGAACAUGUUUCUUACCAGUAACGACAACGUGGAAGAUCGCCCAGAAUGGCUAUUAGGUGAAAAAAACAUACCUACAACUUUUAGCCAGCAAUCAAAACGCGAUGCCUCUUCCCAGAAAGCCACGAAAGCGAUACAAGGCGGGCGUAGUGAUGCACCUGCCGUUCUCGUUGUGGUCAACAAGGGACAUGGCAUUGUGGAUGCUUUUUGGUUCUUCUUCUAUAGCUUCAACCUAGGCAAUAUGGUUGUCCUCCGCUUCGGCAACCACGUUGGAGACUGGGAGCACACCCUGGUGCGCUUCCACAAUGGGAAACCAAAGGCAGUCUUUGUUAGCGAGCAUUUCUUUGGUCAAGCAUAUACCUACCGAGCUAUGGAGAAGGUUGGCAAGCGCCCAGUAGUCUAUUCGGCAACUGGCACACACGCAAUGUAUGCUACUCCAGGCACGCACGCAUAUAUACUUCCCUGGGGCUUGCUGCAUGACCAAACCGACAAGGGUCCAUUAUGGGAUCCAGCGCUGAAUUCGCACAUGUAUACCUACAAUCUCCUCAACGACAGUCUACGGGCCUCAAAUCUCACACCAACAGCGCCUACAGAGUGGUUUCAUUUCGCUGGCCACUGGGGCGACAAACAGUACCCUCUAGAUGACCCGAGACAAUAUCUGUUUGCUGGCAAUUAUCAUUAUGUCAGUGGUCCUCUGGGACCGAAGUUCAAAAAUCUAGGUCGGAGAAAGAUCUGUCAAGGCCGAGAGAGCGAGCCAUGUGUGGUCAAAAACUGGUUGGGAGGUUCCAGGCUGCGACGAGUUCACCGUCCCUUCGAGGAGGAAGAAUUGUCGGAAGAGGAGCGUGUGAGGUUUGCGACAGGCGACCGAAAUGUUUGA
Endocarpon pusillum Z07020 is the source of this 1602-nucleotide messenger RNA. RefSeq lists its product as uncharacterized. The record is from RefSeq and is a predicted model, not a curated record. The coding region runs from base 1 to 1602 and encodes 533 amino acids. The transcript is spliced from 2 exons. NCBI's taxonomy places the organism in Eukaryota, Fungi, Ascomycota, Eurotiomycetes, Verrucariales, Verrucariaceae.